Molecule: messenger RNA, 2034 nt
Organism: Epinephelus moara (kelp grouper)
Lineage: Eukaryota; Metazoa; Chordata; Actinopteri; Perciformes; Serranidae
Gene: tmlhe
Product: trimethyllysine hydroxylase, epsilon
Exons: 7
Coding region: 62-1123 (353 amino acids)
Biological process (GO): carnitine biosynthetic process
Cellular component (GO): mitochondrion
Molecular function (GO): trimethyllysine dioxygenase activity; iron ion binding
Source: RefSeq, a predicted model, not a curated record
UAGCUCUGCAACUAUCCAGACACAGGAUGACAGUCUUGUGCUGGACUACAGAGGGACACGGAUGCAUUUUAACUACGUGUGGCUGCGGGAUCACUGCCGCUCUGCCUCUUCAUACAACUCCAAGACUCACCAGAGAAACGUGGACACCGGGGGCAUAGACCUCAACAUCCGCCCUGACAAUACAGCUGUGCAGGAGGGACAUCUCAUCCUCACGUGGCCCGGAGGUCAUGUGUCAAAGUACAGCCUUAGCUGGCUCGCUGAGAACAGCUACGAAGGAAAGAAGCAGGCCAUCGUCCAGCCACGUAUCCUUUGGAAUUCGGACAUCUAUAAGAAUGCAAACGUACCCUCUGCCAAAUGGGACAAGUUUAUGAGCUGUGAUGAUGAAGUAAAGAAGUUUCUUCAGAACUACCUCCUGUAUGGGAUCGCUUUUGUAGAUGAUGUCCCAGUUACAGUCGAGGCCACAGAGGCAGUUACCCAGAGGGUCAGUCUCAUCAGGGAGACGACAUACGGAAGAAUGUGGUGUUUCACCUCAGAUUUUUCCAGAGGAGAUUCUGCCUACAGCCAGCUGGCCCUGGACCGUCACACUGACACCUCCUACUUUCAGGAGCCAUGUGGAAUCCAGGUUUUCCACUGCCUCAAACAUGAGGGAACUGGGGGACGGACACUACUUGUGGAUGGGUUCUACGCCGCUGAAAAAGUACGUCAGAGGUCUCCUGGAAACUUUGAGCUGCUUGCCCGCGUUCCCAUCAGGCACGAGUACAUUGAAAACACUGACAACCACCGAAACCACAUGACGGGCAUCGGCCCCCUGCUCAACGUCUAUCCUUGGAACUAUGAAAUGUACCUGAUUCGAUACAACAACUAUGACAGAUCAGUGAUAAACACAAUACCUCAUGACAUCGUUCGGCGAUGGUAUGUGGCACAUCGAGAGUUGACGACAGAACUAAGGCGGCCAGAGAACGAGCUGUGGGUGAAGCUGACUCCAGGGAAAGUGAUUUUCAUAGACAACUGGCGCGUCAUGCACGGGAGGGAGUCUUUCACCGGCCUGAGGCAGCUCUGUGGAUGCUACCUGACCAGAGACGACGUCCUAAGCUCUGCACGCUGCUUUGGUCUGCAGGCCUGAUCCCGGACAUGAAGCGCCUUUCAACAAUGUGCCUAUAGAUUAGCCUGUGUGUUCAAGGUUCAUUUUUUGCCAUUGUACAACACAAACUUGGAUAACAUGUAAUGCAAGCUGUAGUUCCUUUAUGCUAUAUGAUGGAAUACGGAGUAUAAGUUAAGGGCUUGCUUGCCAGACAGCAGCAGGGUAAUCAGGCUGCUGGGGUUGGUAUUGUCUUAGUAUCCUUUGGGCUCUGCAUGGGCACCAUACCUCACUGAUUCUCAGUAGAUGGGUACCAAUGAUGUUCUGGGGCAGUUUUAAUCACCCGCUGCAGAGCCCUCUUGUACUGAGCCGUGCAGAAAUACUGCCACUUUGUGAUGAAUCUCGUCAGUGCUUUCUAUUGCUCUACUUUAAAAGUUUACAAGAACUUUGCCUUAUGGAGUUUCCUUAUAAAACACAGCCAUUUUAUAGCCUCCUUAAACAGGAUGAAUGUUUGAUAAUCAUGUCAGGUUCUUGAUGAUGAUUCCCAGUGACUGAAAACUGUUAACCCACUCCACCUGAGCUCUACUGAAAGUACCUCCUUUGCCUCCUUUUCUGUAAAACUAACACUCUUUUUGCCAGAUUUGCACAAAAAGCCGUAUUUUGUUCAACAAUCAACAGUCCUGCUUCCUGUUGUAUUUUACUCACCCUUGCUCUUCAUUUUUUAAUUAACAUUCAUUGAUUGUAUUUCCUGAACUACACACUAAAUGUAUAAGCUCACAAAUGGCUUGAUAUUGUUGAGCUCAUGCGUCAUAUGAUCACAUUAAAUGUUAUCAUGGAGAGUUGGAUUGCACAAAAUACAUAAAGGAGUCAGUGAUAUUACCUUUCAGAUAGUAUCAUUACAGUAAGUUACAACUAAUUAGAAGUAAACAACAAGCUUAGGCUCAGUUGUUUUUUUA